Hemibagrus wyckioides is the source of this 5076-nucleotide messenger RNA. RefSeq names its product cysteine-rich motor neuron 1 protein-like. Lineage: Eukaryota; Metazoa; Chordata; Actinopteri; Siluriformes; Bagridae. The record is from RefSeq and is a predicted model, not a curated record. The transcript is spliced from 13 exons. Gene Ontology annotation, molecular function: serine-type endopeptidase inhibitor activity; protein binding. Bases 233 to 2812 code for a protein of 859 amino acids. Gene Ontology annotation, cellular component: extracellular region.
GUUCGCAUCCUCAGUAUUGUGCAAGCAGAGGCAGGGUGCGCUUCAGCAUCAUCAUUGUACAGCUCGUAUAGGUGGCCCACAGAGCUAUACAUUUAGAAGGAAACGUUAGAAGAAAACUGAUUUGAUUCAAAGAGGAUUUUAAUUCGGAACGAGACUCGGGAACACCUGGCACCCUGUUCCACCUAACCGUACACUGAUCUAUUUAUUUUACUUUAGAAAGGCUGGGAAUUUGAUGAGAAAGUCGUGUAAGGUUAUUCCAUUAUUCUGUCAGAGUGACUCGUGCCUGAUUUCAGGGUUCUUUCUCACAGCAGUGCACGCGUGGGCUCUUGUCAGGAUGCGCAGUGACAGUGUGUUGGCCCUUUUGAACUUUUGCGUGUUGCUGCGUGCGUCCGCGGGUCAAGUGUGUGCGCCGUGCACGAACCGCGCGUGCCCACCAGUCCCCGCACAAGGCUGUGAGGAAGGGCGCGUCCUGGCGCGGGACCCGUGCGGCUGUUGUGAUCAGUGCGCGCGACUCGAGUUGGAGGUGUGCGGCGGCGAGAACUGGCAGCAAGGCUACUGCGCCCCGGGGCUCACAUGCACCGCUCUCAACCACACCGGCGCAAUUACCAUUCCUGAUAAAGGGGUCUGCAAAGUGGAGCUGAAGUGUGCUGGGAUCACAUGCCCGACUCUAGCUGUACCCGAGUGCCCUUCUGACUCUGUGCUGACCCGCAACUACAUGCCCCCCUCAGGCUGCUGCCUUACAUUACCACCCCAGUGCACCUGUACUCAAUGCCCACCUCAGCCAGAAUGUCCCAGUGGCCACAAAGCUGUGAUCGUCAGUGAGGCCACAGGAGCACCAGGCAACUGCUGUGACUCCUACAAAUGCGAGAAAGUUUCCCCCAAGUGUGUGUACAACGGGACCGAGUUUGCUGAGGGUGAGGUGUACCGCUUGGACUCCUGCUGGCUAUGUCAGUGCCGUGGAGGCAUCUCAUUCUGUUCCAAGACUGAGUGUGCUGAGCUGGAGUGCGAUAACUUUUACAUCCCAGAGGGUGAAUGCUGCCCUGUCUGCACAGGUGUGGAGCUGUUAUCAGCAGACAGCACCAAGGCCAUCUGCUGGCAGAACCAUAAGCUGCGGCAACACGAGGAACAGUGGAAAGAGGAUGAUUGCACGUUCUGCCAGUGUGUGGAUGGCGAGACACACUGCACUGCCAUGGUGUGCAAACAGAGCUGCCAUAACCCUGUCAAGAUCCCUGGAGAGUGCUGCCCUUUCUGUGAGGAGCCUUCAUAUGAGACUGUGAGCCCAUUACUGUGUCCCCCACUUGAAAACUGCUCUCUGUCAGGACAUGAAUGUCUUUUUGGCUUUGAGCAGGACCACAAUGGCUGUCUUCUCUGCCAGUGUCUAACCAACAACUCUUGCCCUAAACUGUCCAGCUACUGCAACGAGCAGUGUCCCAUGGGAUAUAAGAAGGAUGACUAUGGUUGUGAAGUAUGUGAGUGCAACACACCCUCUGAGUGUAGACCUCUGAACUGCAGAAAGACUUGCCCAUACGGCUAUGUGAGAAAUAAACAUGGCUGUGAGAUGUGUCGCUGCAUUAAGUGCCCCCCCUUCACAUGUGACAAGCAGUGCAGUGACGGCUAUAAGCAGAACAGAAAAGGCUGCAACAUUUGCCUCUGUAAAGAGAGUGAGCGUGGUGUUAGCACUACCGCUUCUACACCAGUGAGCAGCCACUGUCUGACUGCGAAUGGCCAGCAGUUUGAAGAGGGUGAGAGCUGGCAUGAUGGCUGCAGGGACUGUUACUGCCACGCUGGACGUGAGAUGUGUGUCCUUAUCUCCUGCCCAGCACCCAGCUGUACAAACCCAGUGCUCAGGUCACACCAGUGCUGUCCCAGCUGUGAGGAGGAGUUAGGCAGCGGGUAUCCUGGGGGAAUGGACAUGGUGGUUUGCCAAGCUCCUGGAGACGAGCUUUAUGUGGAAGGUGAUACUUGGAACCUGGAUGAAUGCACUCGCUGUACCUGCAGGCAAGGCCGAGUGCUAUGUGACACAGAAGUAUGCCCCCCUGCCCUCUGCCAGACACCAACCAGGACCAAAGGGACCUGCUGCCUCAGCUGCCAUGAGGAAAAUCCCAACUUCCUUCCUGUCAAUAACAGCCAACGAGAAUAUUGUACCUCCAGUGAUGGAGACAUACUCUUGGCUGGUGAUUCAUGGAAACCGAAUGCCUGCACUAGUUGCAUUUGCAACAAUGGGACCAUUCAGUGUUUCUCCCAGCGAUGUCCAGCUGCCAGAUGCAAAGUGCCAGUGCUUCGUAAGGGACAGUGCUGUCCACAGUGUCUAGAUGUUACAACAACCUCAGUGCCAGUGAUGGUUACAACAACAAUCAAGCCUACAAGUAAAACUGGUGACGCUGUUGCAAUCACUGCAAGUGAGGUUUGGAGCACAGUGCAUGCAGUAGUUCCUGUUACAGAUGGCAGAAGUUGGAGUGAGGAUAUCCCAGCUGACAUGGAAAUGUCGCUCAUCUACCAAUCUGCAGCCUGGAUUCUGGCCGCCCUCCUCAUGUCCAUAGUCAUCUUUUUCAUUGUGGCUUUUCUCAUUAACAAGAAGAAAAACUGCAUACAGAUGUCCUGCUACGAUGCACCCAAAAAGACCGUGAUCCUAAAGAAGCAUGUGAACAUGAGCUCGGUUGUGUACACAGAACCAUCCAAGGAGAACAAGCCCCAGAGCGUGAAGAAUGACUGCAGCAUGACCUACUCACCAAACACAAGUUCUCCCUAUGGGGAGCGAAUCAGCAUCCCACGGGCCAAGCUGAGCAACGGACAUGUGAGAGUCCAGCGUUAAGGCCUCCUGCUGGGACUACAGGAUAUUUCCUUUCAUCUCUAUUGGUUUCAUACACAUCCAUGAAGCUCACAGAGCAACUCGCACCACAUGCCAAGGAUUCUUCUGUCUUUUGUUGAGAAGGACCUUUGGUGUCCAGUGGAGGAAAAAGUAUUGUGAAACCUUGCGUCUUACUUUAUUAUAUUGCUGUUUUUUUCCCUCCUGGCCCUUUUUUUGGAGUGCUAAAUUCUUCCCAUAGCUCUCAGGAGCAAGAGGAGGAGAAAGCAUACUUAUUUGGACAUGAGACUACAACAGUCCACUCUGGAGAGAUGCUGGGUUUGAGUUGGACUGGACUGAACAUUGCUAUAGACUUGUGCAUCAAAAUACAAUUCAAAUUUACUUAUUUACAAUGCUCUAUGCUAGAAGUUUACAACCAAGCUUUGAGUUUGCUCCAGCAAAGCGUGACUGGGGUAUGUACAAUAUGUACAGUAUGACCCAAAAUAGAGGGCAACUUCUCUAUGGACAUUUGCAGGGUAAAAAUGAACAUACUGGAAAUUACUAUGACUAAAUUACAUUCAUCAGCCACUUUAUUCAGAACACCUGCUUCAUGCAACUAAGCCAAUCAAGCCAGUGCAUAAAGUCAUGCCAAUACAGGUCAAAAGCCCCAGUUAAUGUUCACAUCAAACAUCAGAAUGGGGAACAUGAUCUCAGCAACCGACCUCAGUGACUUUGGCAUGGUUGUUGGUGACAUAUGCUGGUUUGAGCAUUUUAGAAACUGCAGCCCUCCUGUGAUUAUGUUGGAAUAUUGGAAAAACCUGAUCCUCUGCCCACUGUAGCAUCAGAUUUCUCUUCUUGACUGACAGGAGAGAAACCCAAUGAACUCAUCUGCAAUUGUAGCCCAUCCAUUUUAAUGUGUAAUGUAUAUUGACGAACUUUUCUGCUCACCACGGUUAAGAGUGCUUAUUCGAGUUUCCAUAGGCUUCCUUUCAGCUUCAGCAACUAAAACCAGCCUGCCUGACCCCAACAUCCAAGUCACUGAGAUCACAUUUUUCCCCCAUUCUGAGGUUUGAUAAACAUCUACACGACUUUAUGCAUUGCACACUGCAUUUAUGAUUGGCUAUUGGAAAAUUGCGUGAAUUCAUGGGUGUACAAGUUCACCCAAUAAAGUGGUGAACAUACGGCAGAAUCUGAAUAAUCAGCACCAUGCAAGAGGAGGGGAUCUUCCGAAUCGCUGGUCUAUGUCUAUUUUUUUUUACUUGUAAGUGUAUGAGUUGUAGUCUUAGUGACUUUUAUGAUUUCUAUUAUGGCUUCCUUAAGUAGUAAGUUGUGUCAAUUAAGAACCUAGAGUAAAACAUUCAAAAACAACCACUGAGGGUUAGAAUCUACAACAUGUCCUUGGGAUCUGCUGAUUCAAUAAUAAUAAUAAUAAUAAUAAUAAUAAUAAUAAUAAUAGUCAACCAUUUAUCAAAUGAGUACACUGGCUAUAAGCUCAGAAUUCAGGCUUUAAUUCUUCAGGCUCUUUUGUUUCUUUCAUCCAUAUAUGCCAGUCCAUAUUUUAAUUGUUAUUAUUAUUAUUAUUAUCAUCAUCAUCAUCAUUUCAAUAUUCCAUUCCCCCCUGUAGCCUGUGAGACGUAAUCAAAUAACUAGCUAAUAACUCUGUAACUUGGAUCUGUAGCUAGUAUUUGUGCAUAUUUCAAUACUAAUUAGCAGCAUAAUGCUAAGGACAUAGGCUGCAGACUUAUUAUUCACAUGACUGAUGCAGAACAGGCAGUCGGUAUUAUUCGGGUCAGUUGCUUACCAAAAAUUUGUAAAAUAUUCCAGGAAAGACUGAUGCACAGACAGGGAUUUGACGUUUCUAACAGGAUGGUAAACUGCUUCAGUAAACAGUGUUUCUAUUUGGGUUUCACUGCCAAGAGUAAAGCCCAAACCUUAGUGUGUUACACAACACUUUCACAGGACAAUUCGACUCAGUUUUAAUGUUGUUGUUUUUUUCAUAAGAAGUGUUGCAAUGGGGGGCAGGAAAAUGUAAUGUGGGAGAGGGGUAAAACAAAGCAAGAACUAUUUUAGAUCAUUUUAAUAGCUUUUGGCUUAAAAUGAUGACAAUGGCCAUGUUAGGGUUGUAUUUCCUAAAUGUAAAAAGGUAGAUAAACCAUAGAUGAAGAGUACAUUAUUUAUUUUUUCAGACAGUUUUAUUUAUUAAUACUAAACUAUAGUUUGAGUACCGAAAAAUCUGUGUUGUUUGGAUGUUGACAGAAACCAUAUUAGCCAAAGCUGCUGUACAUUUUUGA